AUGUGCACCCUUGAACAAGUUCAAAAACAUAACAAGCCAGACGACGCCUGGAUUGUUCUUCACAAUAAAGUCUACGAUGUCACCAAAUACCUCGAAGACCACCCUGGUGGCAGGGCCAUCUUGAUUGAGGUCGCUGGCACAGAUGCUACUGAGGCAUUUGAAGAGACUGGUCACUCUGACGAGGCUCGUGACGAGUUGGUGCAAUAUCAUGUUGGCGACCUGCCAUCAGAGGAACACGCCGAAUCAAUCGAGAUCUACCGUCCCACCUUUGAACAAGUUGCGCAGACAGCCGUUGUAUCUGUCAAGCCCUCUCCAGGCCGCGUUCCCUCGUUGGCCCUCUCAUUGCUCAAACUUGGCAUGACUGGCGCUUUAGGAGGCGUGGCUUUCGCCGGCUACAGCAACGGAUGGGAACAAUUUGCCCCGGUCUUCAAGAAGCUGUCGGAGAGUGCCUCAACUGUUAUGGCCAACCGCCCCAACCCCUCCGGCCAGUUCUGGUCCGGAUUCGGAAUCGCCAGUGUCGCCCAGCUGUCCAUCACCUUUGGAGUGGCGAUGUGGAUUUCAUCCAAGUUGGACGUCCAGCAAGAGUUCACCCAUCACUUGCCCCAUCGCACAUCUCGCUCCGACAGACUCAUCUUCCGCAAGAAGGCCCCAUCAACUAUCAAGAAGGCUCCCACCAAGACCCUCUCCACAACCCCCCUCGACCCGCGGCAGUUCAAGAGCUUCCCUCUCACCCACAAAGAAGUCGUCUCCCCCAACGUUUAUCGAUUCACCUUCGGCCUCCCCAAUAGAGACGAUGUCCUCGGUCUCCCCACAGGCCAGCACAUUGCCCUGCGCGCCACCAUCAACGGAAAGAGUGUCUCCCGUUCUUAUACACCCGUCUCCAACAACACCGAUCUGGGCCGCAUCGAGCUCCUCGUCAAGGUAUACUCCCAAGGCCAGAUGACCAAGUACCUUGAGCAAAUGAACAUCGGCGACACUAUCGAGAUCCGCGGGCCCAAGGGCGCAAUGCAGUAUACCACCUCCUACGCGAACCACAUCGGUAUGAUUGCUGGUGGUACCGGUAUUACCCCCAUAUACCAGCUGAUCCGGGUGAUCUGUGACGACAAAUCCGAUACUACCAAGAUGAGCUUGCUGUAUGCGAAUAACACCGAGGAGGACAUUUUGCUGCGCAAGGAGCUGGAUGAGUUUGCUCGCGAGAAUCCGGACAAGUUCUCUGUGCAGUAUGUGCUCUCACAGGCUGGUGAGGAUUGGACUGGUCAUCGUGGCUUUGUCUCGCAGGAUCUGAUCCAGACUUACUUGGCGCCGGCUGGUAAGGACAAUAAGAUGUUGCUGUGCGGCCCGCCGCCUAUGAUUAAUGCGAUGAAGAAGACUCUCGCUGGGCUAGGCUGGAAGGAUCCAAGUGCUGUUUCCAAGGCUACUGAUCAGAUAUUCCUUUUUUAA
This is a messenger RNA of Penicillium samsonianum, 1440 nucleotides long. RefSeq names its product Cytochrome b5. The transcript is spliced from 2 exons. Bases 1 to 1440 code for a protein of 479 amino acids. Gene Ontology annotation, cellular component: endoplasmic reticulum. Gene Ontology annotation, molecular function: heme binding; oxidoreductase activity. NCBI's taxonomy places the organism in Eukaryota, Fungi, Ascomycota, Eurotiomycetes, Eurotiales, Aspergillaceae. The record is from RefSeq and is a predicted model, not a curated record.